CUCUCCCUAACUCCCUCUAGGCUCUAACUCUGGGGACUCAAGUAACUGCUCGAAAAGAGUAGACAAAAAGUGGAGAAUUCUCAAUUCCUUCCCAACUUCAAGAAGAAGAGAAAAAAUUUGGUUAACUCCAGAUUAUAUAAAACGUGAUAUUAAAAAAAAAAAGUUGGAGAGGUGGAGGAAGAUUCGGGAGAAGGAAACCCAAUUUGGGAUGGGCAUAAGGGCAAAAGAAAAGAGAUGACAUGGUGCAGUAAUGAAUCCAAUCAAGAAAAUCUACCCCUCCAAAUUGUCCCAGCUCAGAUAUCUCAUGAAAAAAGCACUACUGUUCUCAACUCAAAGCUAAAUGAAGUUAAGACUAUAGCUUGCCCUUCAUGCGGCCACCCCCUAGAAGUUCAAGAUCAGACUGGAUUACUACAAGAUUUGCCAGGAUUGCCAGCUGGGGUGAAAUUUGAUCCAUCCGACCAAGAAAUUCUUGAACAUUUGGAGGCAAGGGUACUAUUGGACAGCCGGAAAAUCCAUCCGUUAAUUGACGAAUUUAUUCCCACAAUUGAAGGGGAAAAUGGGAUUUGCUACACGCAUCCCGAGAAGCUACCAGGAGUAAACAAGGAUGGUCAAAUCCGUCACUUCUUUCAUAGGCCUUCAAAGGCAUAUACCACUGGAACAAGAAAAAGAAGAAAGGUUCACACAGACACUGAAGCUGAUGGUGGUGGUGAAACAAGAUGGCAUAAAACAGGCAAGACUAGGCCAGUUUUCAUAAGUGGAGCCUUGAAAGGGUACAAGAAAAUACUAGUCCUCUACACAAAUUAUGGCAGGCAAAGGAAGCCUGAGAAGACUAACUGGGUAAUGCAUCAGUACCAUUUAGGCACUAAUGAGGAGGAAAAAGAUGGCGAGUUGGUGGUUUCGAAGGUUUUCUACCAAACACAGCCAAGACAAUGCGGUGGCUCGUCAAGCAUCUCAGAACUCGACAAAAGAUCAACAUCUUCUGUAAGCCACAGCCAUUUGAUCAAGAGCACGAGUAAUAACUUCAUUGAUUAUUAUCCACAUCCCUACAAUAAUAUUUCGUAUAACUUGGGAAGCCAAAGUGGAGAUAGUCAUAGUUCAUCUCAGCUAAUUCCAAAUCUUGUCGUCCAUGGUGAUGGCUCAUCCUUUAUCCAUCUGCCUUCCAGUGUAAGCAAAGGCAAAUAAGGAUGUUGAAGUAGGGAAAAUAUACGUUCUCAUGCUACUAAGUUAAUACAGCGACAAUGACACUUUUGCUGGUGGUUGUUGCUUGUUUUAUAGUUGUGAAGCAUAAGUUAUCGAGCUUUACAAAUGAGGGAAGGCAAAUAAAGUUAUGUUGUUCUAUCUUUUUCUCGAAGAGUUGUCUAGUUAUUCUUUGAUGUCAUUAGCCUUAUACUA
This is a messenger RNA of Coffea eugenioides, 1392 nucleotides long. Its product is annotated as NAC domain-containing protein 73. The coding region runs from base 235 to 1182 and encodes 315 amino acids. The transcript is spliced from 4 exons. Gene Ontology annotation, cellular component: nucleus. The record is from RefSeq and is a predicted model, not a curated record. Lineage: Eukaryota; Viridiplantae; Streptophyta; Magnoliopsida; Gentianales; Rubiaceae. Gene Ontology annotation, biological process: regulation of DNA-templated transcription. Gene Ontology annotation, molecular function: DNA-binding transcription factor activity; transcription cis-regulatory region binding.